AUGAUCUUGACCAAGACCAAGGGCCUGGCCAUGGUGUACUACAUCACGAACUACGCCACCAAACCGGAUACGACACCGACUUUACCAACGCCGGCGAGCUCACGGACGCAGAACGGCCCCCGGAGACAAUCCCUCUGGGGCAAGGAGGGCGAACCCUUUUAUACCUGGACGCGUACGCCUACCGCGGCCAUGUUCUACGAGACUUAUGAUUCCGACUGUGACGGCUGGAUCCAAAAGCUUCGACGGCCCGACGAGUACGCCAUCCCAAUCUUCCAAGGAUACAUUAGCGACGACGUUGAAGACGAUCACCCGGUGUAUGUUAAGCGGAACUCCGUUCUCCACCUGGCGUUAUUCUCUGCAGAGGAUGCCCGUCAAGACGCGAAGCUCUGGGCCAGUCGAUCGGAGGGUGAUGACACUGUUGACGUCGAAUACCCGCUUGACGAUGGCCAGUACGAGGAGCCUCCAGCGACGGCUCAACACCAUCAAGCCUAUACAGCUCUACUUCAGAUUUUGCAAAAUGCCGUCCAAGAUGGUGAAGCCACGAAGGACUCCUCUGUCCUUGGCGGUCUGAUGCGUGACCUGUGCGAGGAGAACCCAGCUGAAGAAAGGCAACCUUUUGUGCAACGCCAGGAGGAUCUGUACCGGAAUAUACCGCCUGGUCGUGGUGACGCCUUGUGCCAAUUCCCAAUAUCUCGAGAUGAUGUCCAAGCAGCGGAAAAGGCUCAACAACUAUUGCAUCUUCGAAUGCUAGACGACAUUGAGAGUGGUUCUCAGGAGACCCUGCUUUCCACGGAUGGCGCCGACAUCGACGAUACACUGGCUCGCUACGGCGAUAUGGGCCCCGCCAUUGCGCACCCGGGUAGUGAUCUCAAUGAACGGGGCCCUCGAAUGCUCGUCGACGCCAGUCCGGCGACUAGCUUCGCGGACAUGGGACUCGCCACUGCAGCCACCUUCACUCUGAACUAUCUACAGACCAUGGCCCUUCAACUUUAUACUGGCGGCCGGGUGGCACGGGAAAGUCGAGGAUCAUCGAUGCCCUGA
Molecule: messenger RNA, 1041 nt
Organism: Hirsutella rhossiliensis
Lineage: Eukaryota; Fungi; Ascomycota; Sordariomycetes; Hypocreales; Ophiocordycipitaceae
Exons: 6
Coding region: 1-1041 (346 amino acids)
Source: RefSeq, a predicted model, not a curated record